AUGAAAGCCUAUCCUUUUAUUGGAAAGGCUCUCUGCCUAGCCUUUUACGCCAGGCCGUCGCUGGCACUCAAGGUGCCGUAUCAGGAUGAAUUGACCAUGGGACAAGGGUAUAAUACCUUUCUUGGUCGAGGUCUGAUUCACGACGCCGUCAUGACCACAUCCGAAAAGGACGCGGCCGCAAACUCCAUCAACAACCGAUCCGAAAGACCCGGCAACAAGAACUCAACUGGCAGGUUUAAUUUCACAGAACCAGGUCCAGUUAUGCCUGGCGUGGAUCUGGACGGAUAUUUUACGCCAACUUCGCCAGAAGAGCUUGCAAGAAUUAUUGACGAGGCCAACAAAGCGUCAUCUGACAAGGAAAAAAGAAACGGGGCUACUAACAUGAUUUCCGACAAAAAAAUGAGUGUAAAAGGAUGCCAAGCCGAGGUUCACUCACAUAUUGAGUUUGUAUCGGAUUACACCUCUUACUUGAAGGCUCUUGGCGUAAAUGCGGCCACGAGCUUUGAGAUGGGCGGUAAAUUAAUGGCUCGAAUAAUGCUUACAUUUGACGAAGCAUCUGACAAGGAAGAUAUCAAAGCCACUGCUGAGGCCUCAUUGGGUUUCUGGGGGGUUUCAGGUCAACUCAGUACCGAGGUUGCAAAAAACAUGGAAAAACUAAGCAAGCAAGCACAAGUAAAGGUCAAGAUCUUUUACCAAGGCGAUAUUGGUCGACAAUUACAAGGCCGGUCGGAGCCUUCCGACGAGCAAAACUCGGCUCAGCAAAUAUUUGCAUCCGCCAAAUCAUGGGCAGACACGUUUCUCGAAAUGGCUUGUGACCAGGAUUACAGCUACCAGACUCUUCUUGAUACGUAUACGAAUAUUGGAAACUUCCCCCAGAACCAAUCGAUAGUGCACUAUACUACUGCGGGCGCUGUAGCUUACCAGCUCCUGGGGGAGAUGGUUAAGCAUACGGAAUUGCGAAAAACUCUACAGAUGCGAGAAGCUUUGAGUCAAGAAGAGGACCGUGAGAUCCAGCUGCACGAGACUCGAUUAAUCAAUGCCCAAAAGAACUGGAUUCGCGAGACUGCUAGAAAUCCAGAUAAUGCUUUAGAAACGGUUCAAGCACUUUUCGCGCUAUCCAACGAAUAUUACAAAAAAUGGAAGCCAUACCUGACCGCACAGUCUUCCCCGGUUGAGAUCAAGGCGUUUGAUCGCUUGGUCUCGGCAAAAGACCCAGACACCAAGAACCCAGCGACUUAUGACUGUAGCCACUGGCAUGAAUGGUACGGUCAAGACCAGUGGACAUGGUCCAAAGUUCGAUUUUGCCUCCCGACCCAAACCGACGUGUUUAAAUUGACCGUGUUUCGAGAAAAGUCGCAGUACUUGUGGGGAUCGGCUUGGUAUUACGAGAAAGAACUAUAUCCUGCCGAUGUGACAGUCAGAGUCACUUUGAAAAGAGUCCAUCCCAAGCCGCGUGUUUGGACGUUUUAUUCAGAAAAGACCAGCCGCAUGUCAUUCACGGUUGCUCAAAAAGAGAAGCUGCUGCCCGGAAGAUACAAUGUUCAAGUCAACUUUUACCAGCAAGGCCCGUACUGGGAUGGCACGCCUCUAGGCGAAGUAGCCGAGUUCGAAAUUACGGCAUCCUGA
Metarhizium acridum CQMa 102 is the source of this 1626-nucleotide messenger RNA. RefSeq lists its product as uncharacterized. NCBI's taxonomy places the organism in Eukaryota, Fungi, Ascomycota, Sordariomycetes, Hypocreales, Clavicipitaceae. The record is from RefSeq and is a predicted model, not a curated record.